Messenger RNA from Closterium sp. Naga37s-1, 2427 nucleotides. The record is from the annotation of a GenBank genome assembly. Lineage: Eukaryota; Viridiplantae; Streptophyta; Zygnematophyceae; Desmidiales; Closteriaceae.
AUGGAGAUGAAGACCGGCGGCUACAUCGCGGGCAUCUUGCGCCCCAUCAUCGAGAAAGUUGGCCCCAAGAACGUCGUUGCCUUGUGUAUUGACGGCGGCUCCAACUACGCGGCGGCAUGCAGGGAGUUGAUGACGGAGUAUCCCCACGUCGAACACAUCCCUUGCACGACCCAUGUCCUUGAUCUCCUGAUGGAGGACAUCGGGAAAAUGGGAUGGGCGAAGGACAUCGUCACGCGCGGGGACACCCUCAUCUCGUUCGUCCGCAACCAUCACUUCACCCGUGGAUACAUGCGGAGCGAGCUCGUGAACGGCGGCAAGGCGAAGCAGGUUCUCAAGCCCGCGGGAACCCGAUUCGGCACCAACUACAUCGCCAUUAACCGCCUCUGUGAAGUGCGUGCCGGCCUGACGCAGAUGGUCCUCAGCGAUGAGUGGCGCGAGUGGACAACGGCUGCAAAGAGGUUUGGGGCAGAUACCUUCAAAGACAACAUCAUCGAUGCCACGUGGUGGACGCGCACCGAUUUCUUCGCGAAGCUGAUGAAGCUCCUGUUCGUCGUCAUGCGCAAGACUGACUCGGAUGCGAAGGGCAUGAUGGGUCAUCUCUACGACCUUACGCUCCAGCUCACCGAGGACAUCCGCGACUUCCUCAACGAGCAUGCGGAAGGGGUCCUGCCAAGGGGAGAGGUGGGGGGGAUUCGGAAGAUCGUGCAGGACCACUGGGACAAUGGGCUGGCGUGCAACAUGCACGUGGUUGGCCGCAUCCUCAACCCGACCAACCAGGAAGAGGGCAUCUUCCGCACCGACCUGGAGUGCACGAGGGUCUUCAAGCAGUACGUGUCCAAGCACUACGACGACCAGACGAUCACCAGGCCUGCAGCGCCCAUCCCUGCCGUGAAGCAGCAGCAAGGAGGUGCAGCAGCAGCAGCAGCAGCAGCAGCAGCAGCAGCAGCAGCAGCAGCAAGCACCCGGUGUUUUCUAUUGGCAAUCGUGUGGGCCCACCGCCCUGUGUGCUCCACGCCCUCCCCCCACUGGGCUCUCUCCUCCCCAUCGUCUGCCUCGUCUCCCACCCGCACCACCUGCUGCUCCGCCUGCUCCCCCCCCUCCGUGCCUCGACCCGUUCGCCUCACACACAGGGGAGCAGAGGAAGCAGGGGAGCAGGGGAAGGAGGCGGGAGGGGAGGAGAGGGCACGGGAGGGGGUUGUGCCGAGCUGGGUGCUGCUGCAGAUGGUGCGCGGGGCAUGGAAGCAGGAGGGCGAGUGGGUGGGGCUGCUGGGCGGUGAGAGCAGGGUUAGCCCUGUGAAGGAGCACUAUGCUGACGUGGCGCACGUGAUGAGGAGGUAUGCAGAAAGGGAGGCAUGUGGGGAUGCACUGACACGCAUGGGCGCGCUUGCUCAGUGUUCAAGCACAGCUGCCAUCACAAGGGUAGCGCGACCACUGCAGCCAUACUCCACUCUCCGCCAAAUAUACUGCCACCCUCAAGUACCUUACCGCUUCUGCUGUGCCGCCCGGGUCAUCUACGCGUCUCACCUGCACCCCCGCCACUUCACCGCAUUCUUGGCCCCCAAGCCCCGCCCUGCUUCCGCGGCUUCCCCCGCCGCUCCCUCUGCCUCCCCUGCACCUCCCUUGGGGACUCCCUCCCCCAUGAAUGCCAUGAAUGGGCGAAUGAGGGCUGAUGAGAGGCAUGCGGGUACAAGUAACGGUGGCAGUGAUGGCAGUGGGGAAGGUGGUGGUGGUGAUGGUAGUGAGGGGACCAAUGUGCGUGAAGUACAUGGGGAGACGAGGAGCAAGGGUGUGCAGGUGGAUGGAGAGAUGGUUCGGGGUAAGCGGAAGAGGCAGGGAUGGGAAAAAAGAGGGGGUGUGGACAGGGACAGAGGAAAGGCAAAUCAGGGGGAGCAGGAGGGGGGAUGCGGGGGAGCAAGUGGGGGGGGGAAGCAGUGGGCAGCAGGGCUGGUGUUGGUGCUAGAGGAGUGCACUGGCCGCCUGCUCGUCCGCCUUGCUGCUCACCAUGCUCGCCCACCUCUCCCCAUGCUGCCCACCCCUGUGUGCCCCAUACAGGAGCACUUCUUCGCUGCCUCUGCCAGGGUCCUCCGCAACCGCCCUCACAUGGCUGCUAGAGCAGCGCAUGGCAUGGCGGCUCUGCUUGCUGCCCCCGCCGCCUCCUGCUCCCCUGCACCUGACCAUGGGGUUGCAGGUGGAGCAGCAGCACCAGGAGCAGCAGCAGGAGGAGCAGCAGGAGCAGCAGCAGCAGGAGCAGCAGCAGGAGCAGCAGGAGCAGCAGCAGGAGCAGCAGGAGCAGCAGCAGGAGCAGCAGGAGCAGCAGCAGGAGCAGCAGCAGGAGCAGCAGCAGCAGCAGGAGGAGCAGCAGCAGCAGGAGCAGCAGCAGGAGCAGCAGCAGCAUCUGUUGCACUCCUGAAACUGGAGAAGGCAUAA